AUCGAAGAGAUAAUAAUGGAAGUUGGGAGCCAAUGAAAUCAAAACUCGCACGUAUCUGAAUCUUCUUCUUCUUUUUUCUUUAAUAUAAAAUAAUAAAAAUAAAAGCAUAGAGAAGAAACCAAAUGAGAACUACGAUUUAAUCGUAUGUUGUGAUGGGAGCAAAAUCUAGGGUUCUUUCUCAUUUCAAGAUCUCUUCCCGCGAUUCUUUAACCUCUCUCUCUUCUCUUUAAACAAUUUCUCCAUUUAAAAGAUAAAGCUUCUGAUUCCUUACAUCUCUCUCCGCAUCUUCUUUACUCAGGUUUUGCUGUUUUUCAAUUCCUCUAGGUACCGGUAGAUUGCUUGGGUGAUUUUGUGUGGGAGGAUUUUUCAGGGGAAGUUGCUACUGGCGAUGAAGCUGGUGCUUUACUGGUAGACCUCAAAUGCCGGACGAAGAUUUGAUCGAGCUUAAGUUCCGACUUUAUGAUGGAUCGGAUAUCGGUCCAUUUCGUUAUUCCCCAACUUCAACUAUAGCCAUGGUUAAGGAGAGGAUUGUUGCAGAAUGGCCUAAAGAUAAGAAAGUUAUACCCAAGGCAGCAAAUGACGUAAAACUGAUCAAUGCUGGCAAGAUUUUAGAAAACAACAAGACUGUUGGUCAAUGUCGAGUGCCUUUCGGUGAUCUUCCUAUAGGAGUUAUUACUAUGCAUGUCGUGGUUCAGCCAACUAUAGCAAAAGCAAAAGCAGAAAAGAAGGUUGACGAGACCCCAACAAAAAACGUAUGUUCGUGUUCCAUAUUGUAGGAAGGACGGAUGAAAGGUAAGGAAGCUUGAGAUUUGCCAGGGGCUAGUUCCAGCCAGCCUAAUUGGGGUCGCAUUAAAGUUGUAGCUUGCAAGAGAAUAUAAUAUCAAUGUAUUACAAAGUUCGAAUGCCUGAUUAAUUACAUGGUUCAUUUCUGGAUGAUCCUGCGUGUCAACACGAAUAUGUAAUAUCGUGUGAGUCUAUAGAAUGAGUAGUAGUCUGAAGUAUGUAAUGUAGGCAGGUUUCGAUUGUUUCAAAAUUAUUUUUACAGAAAGAGAUGAGGGGUCGACUUUGAUCCCAAGAUUUGUACGUCAUACAUCUGAAUUCAGCACGUGUAAAAACUAAACCAAACUGGACCUCCCAUAAUUUCUACAGUUAAUGUUUUUGAGUCUUUACUCUUCA
This is a messenger RNA of Cucumis melo (muskmelon), 1176 nucleotides long. RefSeq names its product membrane-anchored ubiquitin-fold protein 4. The coding region runs from base 420 to 776 and encodes 118 amino acids. The transcript has 4 exons. Gene Ontology annotation, molecular function: protein binding. The record is from RefSeq and is a predicted model, not a curated record. NCBI's taxonomy places the organism in Eukaryota, Viridiplantae, Streptophyta, Magnoliopsida, Cucurbitales, Cucurbitaceae.